Molecule: messenger RNA, 1687 nt
Organism: Pisolithus orientalis
Lineage: Eukaryota; Fungi; Basidiomycota; Agaricomycetes; Boletales; Pisolithaceae
Exons: 5
Coding region: 249-1586 (445 amino acids)
Source: RefSeq, a predicted model, not a curated record
GACCAUAGUGUGAAAAAGUACAAUGACGAGGAUGAAGUUGCGGAUCUCCCAUGGAGAGAUAAGAGGAUCCCGACGUGCAAACUUGCCGGAGACACGUGUAUGGCAUAAGAUUCCCACGGGGUCUUCUACACGCGAGUUGGGUUGGGUUGAUCGACGACCGAGCCAGGGCACAAGCUUCCUUGUUUUUACUACAAGACCAUCUUAUGAACGACCACUGACACGAACAAAAUCGACGACGACGACUCGGGAUGCCGUUUCCAUUCACUUUCCGUUUAUCUGUGCCAGGGCUGAACAACCCAUUUUUGGCUGCUCAAUCCAAUCCCGAAUCCGGGUCUCACCAGAGACCGGUCGAUGACAGACAGUUCGGUAACAGUACCGCUCCCUCAGCUCUUAUAUCGGCUCGUCGAAUACCCAUUCCACCACACCGUCAUCGCACCUUGGCAGCCACACACUCGUACUCACUUUCACCACCCGUUCCCUUGGCACGCAAACGAGGCUGGGUGCCCUCCAGUCCCGAACCAUCUCAAGCCACCACGAACAAUACAUCCACCAGCGGGUAUCUUGAUACUCCCGCGAAAUAUCGUAAUCAUAUGCCUAAGAGAGAACCAGAGAGAGAAACCGAGGAGAUGAUCGCAGAUCUUCCACCCGCCAAACGGCGCCGCACGCUCGCAGGCUCGAUCGUGUCUACAGCGCUGAGCGCUGCACUCAUCGGUACAGCUGUCGGAUUGACUGUGUACAGACUCAUAUUUGAUAGCUGGCGGGACCGGGGUAAAGAUACCAAUAGAACCAUUACCGAUGUUACCGAUGAUCAACCUCCACCACCUUACCAUCCCGGCAAUUGGACAGCCGCCCCUGCACAAAUAGAAAUUACACCACCCACGCCACAAACCAAGCGCGUUGCGAAAGCUCGACACCACGUCCCUACACCCGCACGUCGCACUCCAGUAGUCCGACAACGUAGGGUACGUGUCGGUGUACGUGCUGCUGGCACACCUCCCCCAGCUCGGGGCGCAUCUCCACACCAUACACUCUCCUCCCCUCCUCACCUGCACUCCGGAUUUGACCUUGCACCAUCUCAACGAACCGAGGAGGCGAGAGUUGAUUCAGACGCCGAAUUGGACGAAAUGGACUGGAUCGGCGGUCGACUUUCCCAGCUGAUCGAAGAAGGUCAAAAGGCUUUGAACCGCGAAAUCGUUGUCAUGAGCGACGCGAAAGAGGACGAAAUGGACGAUGGCGAGGGUAAUUGGGAAGAAGAACCCGAAUCUUUUGUGCCAUCGAUAUCAAGGAGAGGUUCGAUCAGGAGUUUGAGGAGCACCGCAUCGCCUAAGAAAAGAAGACACGAUGCGAACGAGGCGCACCUCCCUCUUGCAUCCUCACACCACUCAUCAUAUUGGCAACCUGCAACGCCCACUGCCCCUCGCCACGCCCAUACUCGCGGAUUAUCUGCUGAAGCAGAACGAGGUUCGAACCAUACACCGAUUGCGGCGAGUUUUAAAGAAGACGAAAGUUCGUGGCAAAGUCCUGAGCUGAGAGAGUCGAUGGCGAGGGCACGCGCGCAGUACAUGCAAAAUCUUAGGGGAGCCUAACUCCGUUCUUGUACCUUUUCUUCAUCCUUGUGUUCCUUCUUGCGCCCUUCACACACGUUGGUGUAGAGGGCAGGCUUCCUCGCCCGCGACAGCUGUUUUGU